This is a messenger RNA of Lactuca virosa, 1258 nucleotides long. Lineage: Eukaryota; Viridiplantae; Streptophyta; Magnoliopsida; Asterales; Asteraceae. The record is from the annotation of a GenBank genome assembly.
CUUCAUGGCUUCUUCCUCCAUGCUUUUGUCGUUCCUUACCUUCUUCUCAUUACUCCUCAGCCUCUUUAAUUCAUCACAACUUGAGAUCGAGGAGUUAUCAUGGCUGGAUGAUAACAACGAUGAAGAGAUCAACAUGGUCCAAAGUCGCCAUGAUUCACUAAGAAAAUGCGAUUUUGUAUCUGGAAAAUGGGUGUAUGAUCAGACAUAUCCGCUUUACGAUGCAUCCACUUGCCCGUAUCUUAGUACCAAAGUUACUUGUCAAAAAAACGGGAGGCCAGAUUCUGAUUAUGAGAAAUGGAGAUGGAAACCUCAUGGUUGCAACAUUCCUAGAUUUGAUGCAUUGGAGUUUCUUGGAAAAAUGAGAAGGAAAAGAAUAAUGCUAGUAGGCGAUUCCAUAAUGAGAAACCAAUGGGAGUCUCUUGUUUGCUUAGUUGAAUCUGUUGUGCCCACCGAUCGCAAAACGGUCACCUAUGCGGGCCCUACCAUGGCCUUCCAUGCCUUGGAUUUUGAGACUUCAAUUGAAUUUUGUUGGGCACCACUUUUGGUUGAAUUGAAGAAAGGGCUUGGAAACAAGAGGAUUUUACAUUUGGAUUUGAUAGAAGAGAAUGCCAAGUACUGGAGAGCUGCUGACGUGUUGGUCUUUGAUUCGGCACACUGGUGGACCCACUCCGACAAGCGGACAUCGUGGGACCUACUAAUGGACGGGAACCACGUAGCCCAAAACAUGAACCGAAUGGUUGCAUACCAAAGAGGGCUCCGAACAUGGGCAAAAUGGGUCGAUUUGAACCUCGACCCACGUCAAUCCCGGGUCAUAUUCCGGACCAUGUCACCUCGCCACAACAGAGACAAUGGAUGGAAGUGCUACAAGCAAAGGGAGCCAUUGGGGUAUGCUAGUCACCCUCAUGUACCAGAAGAGGUGAUGGUGCUUAAAGGUGUGAUUAAAAGAAUGAGAUUUCCGGUUUAUUUGGAAGAUAUAACCGGGAUGUCGGCUCUAAGAAGAGAUGGACACCCAUCGGUUUAUUUUGCACAAUCUGGUGGGUCAGACCAUGGUUCGGCUGAUUGUAGCCACUGGUGCUUGCCUGGGGUUCCUGAUAUAUGGAAUGAGAUGUUAAAUGCUAUGCUUUGAGAACUAAUUCGGUAGAUUAAUUAAGUUAAUCAAGAUUAUGUAGUAUAAUGGUUUAUUUGCAAUGUAACUUUAUCCUGUUGGUAGUUAAUUAGUUCGUUUGGUUUGUUUAUUUUGUCUUAAGCUCUUGGGUUC